AUGGUCAUGGCUCUACCGUCCACCAUCCGCGCCGUCCACCAGCCCGACAAGCUGUCCCCGCGCCUCGUCCUCACCACAACCCCCCUUCCCACCCCGUCCUCCCCCGCAGAAGUCCUCGUCAAAGUAGCCGCCACGGCCCCCUGCUACAGCGAACUUACCUGGGCCGCCCAGUACCCCGAAUCCUUCCCCGCCGACAAGGAGCCCGUCCCGGGACAAGACGUCGCCGGCACAGUCGUCCGCGCCGGCCCCGGCUCGUCCUUCCGCCCUGGCGACGAGGUUUUUUGCCGCAUCGCCGCCACCCGCCCCGGCGGCCUGCGCGAGUACACCCUCGCGCUCGAGUCGGAACUCGCCCUGAAACCCGCCGCCCUGGACUGGGUAUCGGCCGCUUCCGUCCCGCUCAGCGCCCUGACGGCCUGGCAGGCCCUCUUUGUCAAGGGGAGUCUCGAAAAGAGCGCCCUCUUCGGCGACGAGGCCGCCGGGCAGCGCAACGGCUUGAAAAAGGUCAUGGUCACCGCUGCGGGAGGUAGCGUGGGCGGCUUUGCCGUGCAGUUUGCCGCGGCCGCGGGGGCGGCAGCCGUGGUUGGCGUGUGCAGCGCCGACAAGGCGGAGCAGGUGGUCGCCCUGGGAGCAACCGCCGUGGUCGACUACAAGAGGCAGCGCCUUCAGUCGUGGGUGCAGGAGAACCCGGAGGACAGGCAGUUCGACCUGGUGGUGGACUGCGUCGGGGGCGACGCCAUGGCCGAUCUGUGGGCGGCAGUCAAGGACGGCGGGGAAAUCAUCAGCGUGUCUGACCUUCCGGAUCGAAUGCGGCCUGCGGGAAACACCAAGACGCUCAAAAAGAGCGAGUUUUUCAUCGUCGAGUCGUUGGGAGCGCAGCUGGCCGAGAUUGCGCACCUGGUCGGGCAGGGACGGGUCAGGGCCUUGGUGGACAGCGUGUAUGCGUUUGAGGACUUCCAGGCGGCAUUUGAUAAGCUGGACCGGAGAACGGCAAAGGGCAAGAUUGUCAUCAAAGUUGGCAUGUCACAAGAUGGAGCAUGA
Molecule: messenger RNA, 1038 nt
Organism: Ustilaginoidea virens
Lineage: Eukaryota; Fungi; Ascomycota; Sordariomycetes; Hypocreales; Clavicipitaceae
Exons: 1
Coding region: 1-1038 (345 amino acids)
Cellular component (GO): mitochondrion
Molecular function (GO): oxidoreductase activity
Source: RefSeq, a predicted model, not a curated record